Messenger RNA from Cladophialophora immunda, 3923 nucleotides. RefSeq lists its product as uncharacterized. The record is from RefSeq and is a predicted model, not a curated record. Gene Ontology annotation, biological process: eisosome assembly. Lineage: Eukaryota; Fungi; Ascomycota; Eurotiomycetes; Chaetothyriales; Herpotrichiellaceae. The coding region runs from base 198 to 3509 and encodes 1103 amino acids. The transcript is spliced from 4 exons.
GCUGAUCUGAAAUGCAAGCAGAGCUCCUUCUGCUGUAUUAUCCCUCACUCUGUCUCUCGUUUUCCGCACCGAGAACCGCCAUUCUCCAUGCCGUGGUAGAUUCUUGACUGCGUUGUUGCUUGCGCGACCGUCCGCCCGCCCGCCUGCUUCCAGCACCUAUCGAUUACCCCGAGAACGCACGCAAGGGGGGGCCAAGCAUGUCGGCCAGCGUUGCCCAUGCUCAUCCCCAUCCGAGCAGCUUCACCCCCUCGGACAAGCUUGAAGACCAAGCUGCUUCUGCGGCAUUGUCUGUCGCUCGAGACACUCCCACCACCAAGCACAGCACCUCUUCAGUCCUCGACCAGGAAGGUCGGCUAUCUGCUGCCAGUGCUGCGCUGUCUCUGAAAUACGCGCGAGCUCAAGAUCUUCCCUCGUUUCCUUCCACUGGCGGAGUCAAACUCGCAUCCGCUGGCGCCGCGGCGAGCCUCGCAGAAUCCAACAAGAAACCCAUCCAGCUUUGGACACCCGGGGCCAUCCCCCACGCGAACACGGCUGCCUAUCGAGCAAAAGACUAUGAAAUGGAGCCUCUGUGGAAGCCAGAACUGAGCCGGGCGGGUUCCCAGGCGGCAUUGGCUGCCCAUCGGGACGCUGCACCGGUGGACGUCUGGAGGGCUCCGGAGACAGAGCAGGGUCAUUCUGCCGCAUCGUCGGCCUUACAGAACCCCAAAUCUCCCCCACCCAUCACCGAGAGAAACGUGUCGAGCGAUGGGCGACAAAAGGCACUCUUGGCCGCAACUGCAUCCUUGAAGGGUGGCAGACGGCGAGCAGAAUCCGCUCCGACACGACCCGCGCCAGCGCCCGUUCACUCUGCCUGGGCCAUCAAGGCUGCGACGUCAUCUCAGAACGUGAGACCUCCGCUAUCACCAAGCCCACCGUCCACGAGCGAAUUGUCGGGCGCCGACGCUGCCAGGGUCCAAAAUAUGGCCAGGACCAACGUCUCCAGACAGAUGUACACAUCCAAUCCACCGGUCGCAAUAGAAGUGGAAGAAAGGAGAAGGCAAGAAAUGCUCCGCGCCUCUGCGGUCGCCAUGGCCAGAAAGAUGUUCGCCAUUCAGCAGGCUCAGAUCGAUGAGGCAAGGGGAAUCCACCGUUCACAGAGUCACUACGCUGCAUACACUGCCCGACGGCGCGCACAAUCAGACGCCGCAAAUCAGCCUGCAACCACUGACAAUGUGCCACGCUACGAAAACCUAGAAGAAGCCGCUCGGAGAUUGGCCCAGGAGCGGCUCGCCAAGCUACACGACGAACACGCCGAGUAUCGGCAGUACUAUGGACAACAGACUGCGCCGCCUAGGUCGCGGCUUACAUUACGGCGCGGCCGGCGGACGUCUGACAUUCGAGAAGACUCCGACUCCGACCUGGAAGAGUCACGCAAGAUCCGGGCACAAAUGUCUUUGUUCCAGGGCAAGCUCGCCGAGGUCGACAGCAAGAAGCGACAAGCCGAUCGAGAUGCAUUGCUUGCAGUGGCACACAAGAACGUGACGGCUCGGAUGAAUGCAAUGGAUGAAAAGGUCUUUUCCGAAACCGGCAAAACCACCCCCCAACAACGUGAGCUGUGGGAGCGCCAGGCCCGAGAGAGGGCUCAGCGUGAAAGUGACGACAGGUUGCUUCAUGUGGGGAAGGUUCACAUUGGGGGUGGCAAGUAUCUUGAGCAGUCUGAGAUUGAAGCAAUUGCCAAAGCUCGACUGCAACCGACCCUAGACGAGAUCACCGAAAAAGCCGAGCAACAAAGGGCCAGGGAUGAGGAACUUAGAUUGGAACAAGAGAGGCUCAAGGCCGAGCAAGAAGCCGAGAAGAAACGGCAGGCAGACAUCAAAGCAGAACAAAAAGCGGUCGUCGAUCGUGAAAAAGCCGAACAAAAGGCACAAAAAGCAGAAGAGAGACGGGUUCAGCAAGAGCAGAAGCAUGAAGAGAGACGUCAGCGCACUGAACAAAAGGCCACUGAGAAAAAAGCCCGAGGCGAGGCAAGUGCCGCGGAAAGGGAGCGUCGGCGAACGGAGAAGGAAGAAAAGAGACAGACUGAACUUGGCAAAACUCGAUUCCUCCCACUCCCAAGCUUCCUCGGAAGAGGCGCUGUUGCAGCUGGAGCUGCCGCAGGUGCGGCAACAGCUGCAGCUGUCGAGGGCGCCGCAGACGUUGUUGGAGGAGGAGCAAGAACCCUGACAGGAGCGACUGCACUCCCAGCGACCAUGACGGCCGAAGAUGGCGAGCUCGCCGGUGAAACUGUGCACGACCAAGUGACCUUGGAUCCAAAUGAAGCCGCUCAUGCGGUGGCUGCGGCAGACACAGAGGCCACUCAGCAACCGGCCGAAGAGCCGACGGCCAUUCAGCCCGCAGACGAGGAGAUUGGGCCGAAGGACGACGACAUUGGAACGACUCCGUACUCCGGGACCACCCCGCCGCAGGAGCCCACAUCGCCAACGUCACCGACGUUCUCGACUUCACCGACUUCGCCUUCAAAGCGAGAUUCGCGGGUGAAGACCUGGUUUAAGAGAUUCAGGGCGGGAAGUAAAACAGAGAACGAACUUCCGGAGCCCGCCGCGGCAACUGAAGGGGAGCCAAGAGAAAAUGUAGGCACGGUUGGCCAGACAGCCGAGCCGAUCAAGGAAGAAGACCAAGCCGCCACGGAUUCCAUUCGAGAUGUUGCACUCGCAGGCCGGAGCGACAACGAGACGGACGACAUGUACGGCGGAUCUGUCAAGCCCUACGGAAGAGUCUCACCGAUCCCCAAUGAGAGCGCUGGGCCCGGCCCCGCAGUCACCACUGGCGGUGCAAAUGAACGAGACAUUAGUCCUCCAUCUGACACCUCGUCGGUAAGAGAAGAGCCGUACGUGAUUGCCGCAGACGUGGCUUCCUCCAAAUACUCGACUGAACACGCCGGGUCGAAGCGAGACUCAGGCUUCGAUCAACUUGCCACGCUGACGGACGAGGAUGAGGAACCCCGGGGCAGGAAAGGUUUUCGGGAGAGAUUUCUGAAGAAGGUUAUCCCUGGACGAGACAAAGAGAAGGAGAAGCAGAAGCCCGGACCUUCAGAGAGCGCAGCAGCCCCAGUCUCGGCCCCAGUUCCACCCACAACCACCACUGAACAUACAGCACCCGAACCGCAACCACAAGGCCAAGGCGAGACGCAAGAAGCAGGCGGAGGUCACGCCAAUUCAGACGAGCACAUCCUCGCCGAAACGGAACCUAUGCGCGAAAAGGUGCAGGAGCCCUCAACCACAUCCACUGAAGCAACGGGAAACACAACCGUCACAGGCGCUACGACACCUGCACUAACGCACGCGCAGACGAAUGGGGAUGAUGAGGAGGACUUUGAAGAGGCCAGAGAUACCUUUGACGAAGGCCGGCUAGUGAGUGCGUCGAAGGUUGACAGCGGGGCGGCGCGACUGGUCGAUGUCGCGGGUCCGAUGAGUGGGAAGAAGAGUGAGGAGAAGGCUAGAGAGGGAAGUAGGUUUACGGAGGAGUUGUAGAUCGCUCCACCGUGGGAAUGGCGACGACGAGAAAGAGAAGGGAGCAGGGCCGGCUCAUACCAGUCAAAAGGAGAGAUCCGCGGGGAGAUGGCGAAUCCAGAAUGCAACCAGGGCAUACAGGCCAAAAUGACUGGCAAGUGUAUGUAUGACGGAUCUCAUGCAAGGAAGGGACCUUUCUUUGUUUUGUCUUUGGUACCAUGUGGGAAAGCGAAAACGGACGGUACUACGAGGGCACGACGCAAUGUUCAGGAUACGAUUGAUUGAUAUACACGCGGGGCGCAGCGCCGCGCAACGCACCCAUGUUUGGUCUCUGUCAUGUUUGAUGCACGCUUGGUCUGAAAAUGCUCUCGUUAUUAUGCUGCCACGCUAUGCUAUGCUAUGCUAUGCUUUGAUCAAUUCCACACUCCUCGUCUU